This is a messenger RNA of Porites evermanni, 756 nucleotides long. The record is from the annotation of a GenBank genome assembly. NCBI's taxonomy places the organism in Eukaryota, Metazoa, Cnidaria, Anthozoa, Scleractinia, Poritidae.
AUGGCAACUAAAGAUGAAAUUAAGUCACUCUUGGAGGCCGAAAUUGGACCUCUAAAAGCUAAAUUAACCUCGAUUGAAAAGUCAUUCUUUGAAUUGGAAAAGUCGGUCAAACACUUCUCCGCAAAGUAUGAUGAGCUCUUGAAGCAAGUACAGCGCUCAAAUGAUAGAACAGCAAGCCUUUCCACUGAUGUUAAGAACCUAAAGGAAGAUAUGAAGCAGUGCAAGAAAAUAGGGCGCGAAAUUGGAGACCUUUCUCAAUACUUGCGCCGCGACUGCUUGGAGCUGACAGGCGUUUUACCAACCGAAGAAGUAUCUUGUUUUGACCUUGUUUGUUCUAUUGGGAAGGAAAUGGGUAUCGAGCUGCAAGAUGAAGACAUCUCCACGGCCCACCGUUUACCCACUUACAAUAAAAGUGCAGAAGACAAGAUUAUCGUCAAGUUUACGCGUCGCAGUAUUCGGGACGAGUUUUACGGAAAGAGGAAAACAAUCGCCGGCAAAGAAGUUGGUAAAGUUGGCACUCUACGGGAUCUUUCUCAAGACCCAAAGAAGAAAUUAUAUAUCUCCGAGUCGCUAACACAAGCAAGAAAGAAAUUGUUUGGCAGCAUUAACAAGUUUAAGAAGGACAACAAGUGGAAAUAUAUUUGGACCAACAACGGGCGAAUAUACCUCAAGCAAGGAGACGGGGAAAAGCGUACGUUCACAUUCAACUACGCAGACGAGUUCGCUGACUUCAAAAGUAAAUUUCCUCUUGGAUAA